This is a messenger RNA of Pelecanus crispus (Dalmatian pelican), 945 nucleotides long. NCBI's taxonomy places the organism in Eukaryota, Metazoa, Chordata, Aves, Pelecaniformes, Pelecanidae. The record is from RefSeq and is a predicted model, not a curated record.
AGGAAGUGCAAAGUGAUCCAGUCAGUGAGGGACAGAGUCUGCAGGGGAAAAAAAUUAACAAAUUUAUUUCUGUCUUUGUGUGUGACAAAAGGCUAUGCACUGGAGAAGAAAGUAGUCAAAAGCAAAGCAGGGGAAAAAGUUGGCCUGCCUUGUUGUCAUGAAAUUCCCAGCUCGGAAGGCCUACAUAAUUACCGGGUCUACUGGCAGAAGAACACCACGGAGGUAGUGCUUGCCUACGCAGAAGGGAACGUGAUCCGCGAGCAUGAGCGGUACAAGAACCGGACAGAGAUGAAUGAGAAGAACCUCACCCUGUGGAUCUCCCCUGUGGAAAUCCUGGACAAUGGCCCUUACCAGUGUGUAGUUCAGCACCUCAGAUUUUCACAGAACUCAGUAGUUUUGUGUGAUGAGACUGUCACCCUCUUUGUUACAGCUGACUUCAGUAAGCCGAACAUAACAGCAAAUGUAUCCUCUACUUCUUGUGAAUCAACUGAGAUGAUUGUAAGAUGUUCUUCUCAUGGAGGUUUCCCCAAACCCCAAAUCUCUGGAGCCCUCAACAACGUGUCCGUGGCGUGGAAUACCACCUCAGUGUCCAAGUCCAGCCUCAACCUGUACAACAUCACUGGCAAGCUGAGGCUCAACGUGACCAAAGACGUCAGCUUCAGUUGCUCCGUUGAAUACAAUGGCUUAGCCAAGUCCAGCAGUUUGCUUCUGAAAAAAACAUCUAACUGUGUUGUCACUACUGAGCCUUCAUCAUAUAAUGUCAUUACUGCUUCAAGUAUCAUCAUUAUCAUCUUCCUUUUGGCUAUCACCCUAGCAGCAAGAUACCUCCGAAGGCAUGUCUGUUCUUACUGUUGUAAGCCUCAGGAUUCAGUGGAAGAGGGUGUGAAAGAAUGUGUGAAGCCACCCACGAGCCCUAAAGUGCCAUCUGAAACAUCAUCUGUAUGA